Molecule: messenger RNA, 162 nt
Organism: Trichomonas vaginalis G3
Lineage: Eukaryota; Parabasalia; Trichomonadida; Trichomonadidae
Product: protein ubiquitination
Exons: 1
Coding region: 1-162 (53 amino acids)
Source: RefSeq, a predicted model, not a curated record
AUGAAAGCUCUCAUCCUCAUGUAUGGAAAAGAUAAUAAUUCUAUAAUUCCAUGGUGUGCCGCUUUCAAACAGUCUUUGGAUUUUCUUCAAGAUGUAAAUACCAAAAAAUUAAGGAAAUAUCCACAGCAAUGGACACUACUUCAUUAUGCAUCUGUGAAAUAA